UGACGUCACAUGCGGGGAUUGUUGUUCUGGAUCUUGCGAGCUCGGCUCCACUUUCAUCUCUGAGGUCACUGGUAUCGGAGAGAAGGGAGACUCUGGAAAAUGAUCAUUGUUUUGAGUCGCUCGGAGAACUGGUCGACUAUGUUUUUAAAGUGAGAAAUGGAAAAGCUGCCUAUUACAAGAUAGACACCUAUUAGGUUCCACACGGUGCCGGUGAUCUUACAGCACUUCUGUCUGCCUGCAGUACCUUUGAAGUAGGGGCAAAUGCCAAACACUUAGACGAAUCUGUUUCUCCUUACAAGAGGGUGAGAAAACCAAGUUGCCAUGGGAAACCAGCUGACAGAGAUUGCCCCCAACACACCGUUCCUGCCUAACUUCCAGUCCCUCCACGUUGUGGUCAUUGGUUUGGACUCUGCGGGCAAAACCUCGCUUCUCUACAGACUGAAGCUGAAGGAAUUUGUUGAAACUAUCCCGACCAAGGGAUUUAACACUGAGAAGAUUAAAGUUCCGGUCGGAAAUGGCCGUGCCAUUACAUUUCAGGUGUGGGACGUGGGUGGUCAGGAGAAGCUCCGACCUUUGUGGAAGUCCUACACGCGGCGCACAGACGGCAUGGUCUUUGUGGUGGACUCCACGGAGGCGGAACGCAUGGAGGAGGCUAAGGUGGAGUUGCACAAGAUUACUCGUACGUCAGAAAACCAAGGAGUACCAGUGCUGGUGUUAGCUAACAAACAGGACCUUCCAGUCGCACUGCCUGUUUGUGACGUGGAGAAGGUUUUGGCUGUACACGAACUGAGUGCCUCCACCCUACACCACGUGCAAGGGUGCAGUGCAGUCGACGGGCAGGGGUUGCAGCUCGGUUUGGAAAAACUGUAUGACAUGAUCCUCAAACGAAAGAAAAUGGUUAAGCACGGCAAGAAAAAAAGAUGAGCUGACUGUGACAGCCUCGGUGGACCCUGAGUUGUUGUCAUAGGAUUUUUGCGAAUCCCUGAAUGAAGAAAAUGCUCCAGAUGGCCCAGUGGCCAGGAGAAAACAGAUUUGACCUUUAUGUGUCACACAGUAUUGAACUGCUUUCUUCCAUGCCGAGUUAUUGCUGUGCAGCUCCCUUUUGUAAUGAAGGAAUAUGUGAUAGCAUUGAUAGGCUGUAGUAUCAGCAGAAUUUAAGCCUACGUCCUUGCCUUUUUUCUUUCUUUUUUUCCAAGCAAGAAAGAGACUGAAUCAUUGCUUAGCUAAAUAUUGAUUUUCACCAGACUUCAGGCAUCCUUUUUUCACAUACGUUGAGUUGAUUGCCAGUGCCGAUAUAAUAAAAGGCCAUAUACAUGUUCACGCUAUGUUAGUUGUGAAACUGUAGUCCAAAGCGAAUCACUGAGAUUCACUAUUCACAGAUCUACAUUUUAGUUGGAAUACCUGUUUGUUUUUACAUGCUGUAAAUAGUUUUUGUAAUGCUGUAGAAUUAAUAAAUUAUAGACGACUUUGACACAGUCAGUGCUUCAGAAGCCAUAUCUUUUAUUCCUGAGGCUGUACAGUCUUUGCUGAAAUAAAUGAUAAUCUUUAUUAUAA
Messenger RNA from Ctenopharyngodon idella (grass carp), 1554 nucleotides. RefSeq names its product ADP-ribosylation factor-like 4D (gene arl4d). Gene Ontology annotation, molecular function: GTP binding; GTPase activity. The transcript has 2 exons. Gene Ontology annotation, cellular component: cytoplasm. Gene Ontology annotation, biological process: intracellular protein transport; vesicle-mediated transport. Lineage: Eukaryota; Metazoa; Chordata; Actinopteri; Cypriniformes; Xenocyprididae. Bases 322 to 924 code for a protein of 200 amino acids. The record is from RefSeq and is a predicted model, not a curated record.